Molecule: messenger RNA, 1651 nt
Organism: Biomphalaria glabrata
Lineage: Eukaryota; Metazoa; Mollusca; Gastropoda; Planorbidae
Product: protein krueppel-like
Exons: 6
Coding region: 389-1591 (400 amino acids)
Biological process (GO): regulation of transcription by RNA polymerase II; embryo development
Cellular component (GO): nucleus
Molecular function (GO): DNA-binding transcription factor activity, RNA polymerase II-specific; RNA polymerase II transcription regulatory region sequence-specific DNA binding
Source: RefSeq, a predicted model, not a curated record
UGUUGUCAUUAUUUCAAUACCUGUAUAUAGAGACAAAUACUUACUGCUUAAAUACAUUGGGCUGUCAUAUGGUCUUUUGCUCAAGAUAGUAUAUCUGAAUAUUAACAUAUAGCUUUUUCGCGUCCUUAUAAAUGUGUAUGUGUGUGUGAUUCUCGAGAGGACCCCAAGUUUCGCAGAACACGUGAAGUCACUUGAAAUACUCGCUGCUAAAAAAAAAUCCAAGUCCAUCAAAAGGGAAGUUAUUCAGGAAACUAUGAGAGAUAGGACAAUCUAGUUGUAGGCAGACGUCAACCUUCUCUACGUAGCCUGGACUGUCACCAGGAGCUCGCCGUGUACGGAUUACUGAUUUGUUUGUUGUUGUGUUUUGACUCGAAGGCUCAGAGCUUCAAUGAUGCCAAUCUACCCACGACCCCUCUCCCUGGUGUUGUCACCAGCACCAUCGCCGCCCACACCUGUCGGCUUUCUGCCGAGUUACAUUUUGGGAGAGAACUACCUGACUUCUGUCUCCAGCCCAAACAGCCUGCCAUAUUACCUCCCCUCGCUCUUGCCAUACGGAUCACUCUGCUCCACUGCCACGUGGGGGGCCCAGGCCCAGCUGCAAGACUCACGCUCCGGGGAUGAGCACGCCCUGACGCCCUCUCCGCUCAGGAACCACUGGCCUGUCACAUCCUCAGGGAGGCCCUUUCUCUGGGAGAGGAGCCCGCUUGCCGGCGUGUCGACGGACCCACGAUUAGGAUUGCCAAGCAGACGUAUCACUUACGACACGCGCUACGUGCAACACGUCGCUCCAAGCCCGAAUGAUACAAGUGACAGCAGUCCAGAUACAGUGGCCGAAACCAAGCCUAAAAAGAGGCGCUUCGAUUUUUCGAGGUUGGCGGAGUCAGCCACCAGCGAUCUAGAAGGAUGCCAGUCCCCCGAGGUAGUGACGCCGCCCACCAAUCAGAUUCAGAUCAUAAGUCACGUGAUGGGACUGGAAGAAAACAUCCGGCUGCUGAGAGAGAACUACCGCCAGGUGAUGAGCGCGGGCGCCUUGGUGGAUACACCCUUAAGACACCCCCAGUGCACUGGGGAAAAACUGAAAAUCAGGAGGCCUAGAAGAACCAAGAAAGAAUUUAUCUGCAAGUACUGUGGCCGCCAGUUUAGCAAGAGUUACAACCUGUUGAUCCACGAGAGGACGCACACGGACGAGAGGCCGUACCCUUGUGAGAUUUGCAACAAAGCUUUCAGGAGGCAGGAUCAUUUGCGUGACCACCGAUACAUCCAUUCAAAAGAAAAGCCUUUUAAGUGCGACAUAUGUGGCAAAGGUUUUUGUCAGUCCAGAACUUUGGCAGGGCACAAGGCCACUCACGGUUCAGGCCAUGAUUACGUCACAGAGAGGAAGGCAUUCAGCACUCAGCGCCUGCACUCUGCGACAUUCGCAUCCAAUGAGCAGCAGCCUGUUGAGGAAAUGAAAUCCAUUGAGUUGGCGAUCAAGACGGAGCCCGUGCAGUUGCCAACUCCAGAUACUAAACUGUCUCAAACGAAAAGCUUCACGAUGGAUACAAUCCUGAGCACCGUGGACAGCAAGGCCAUAUUAUCCAAUCAUGGAUAAUCCAAUCAUAGAUAACCCAAUCAUGGAUAAUCCAGCCAAAGAUAGUCCAAACAUGGAUAA